AUGUUAAACAAUGCUCUACGACUUCAAGGUAGGAAAGCCUUAGUAACGGGAUCAACAAGCGGUAUAGGCCUUGCGAUAGCCGAAAGACUGGCAACAGAAGGCGCUAAAGUCAUUGUUUCUAGUAGACAACAAAACAAUGUAGAUGAUACAGUCAAGAGUUUAACAGAUAAAGGUUUAGAUGUCAGAGGAGUUGUUUGUCACAUCGGUAAAACUGAAGAGAGAAAAAAUUUAGUUAAAGAAGCCGAGAAACUUGGAGGACUGGACAUUUUCGUCCAAUGUGCAGGCGUCAAUCCUUUCAUGGGGUCAAUUUUGGAUUGUCCUGAAGAGGCUUGGGACAAAACAUUCGAUAUUAACGUUAAAACCAGCUGGCUGCUAACCAAAGAACUGUUUCAUUUACUUAAGCAAAGUAAACACGGAAGAGUUAUUUAUAAUUCUUCAGUGUCUGCUUUCAUACCAUAUGAGGUUCUAGGUGCGUACCCUAUCAGCAAAAUGGCACUGAUUUCUCUAACGAAGAUGGCAGCCUUACACUUAGGCCACUGGAAUGUUACAGUCAAUUGUUUGGUACCUGGAGUCAUAGAAACGCCUUUCAGUGAAAUUCUUAUGCAAGAUGAACUUGGUAAAGAGAAUUGGAUGGCUCUGAGCUGUAUAAAGCGAUUCGGAAAACCCAAUGAAGUUGCUGGAUUAACAGCUUUUCUAGCAUCUGACGAUUCCACCUAUAUUUCAGGAGAAGCAAUUUGUAUCACCGGAGGAUUCCUAUCUAGAAUGUAA
Molecule: messenger RNA, 768 nt
Organism: Psylliodes chrysocephalus
Lineage: Eukaryota; Metazoa; Arthropoda; Insecta; Coleoptera; Chrysomelidae
Source: the annotation of a GenBank genome assembly